CGGCAAACAACGCCGGGACGACGCGUGUGUCGCGACUCGAGCUCUCGUGUCGUCGUCGUCGUCGUCGCGUGCGCUCGGCGAGAGACUCGGCCGCGUUUAUAUACACGUUAUAUUAUUCGACGGCGACAGCCAACAACAAAAAAAGACACGAUCGAACGAGACAAAUAGAAAUUCAACAACAUCGGCUGCUGCUCCAUAUUAUUAUAAAUAUUUACUCGAAUUGCGCGCACGCACAGACCGACGACCCGAUGCCUGCGUAAUCGCGAGACGAGUUGUUACUUUCGCGCUCGCCGUCGUAUACGUUUGGGAGCAAAGUAAAUAGAGGCGAUCAGCUUGAGAGAGGCUCGUUUGUGUAUCGUAUAAUAGCAGCAUUACAACAAGUAGGAAAUAAUUCGUAUACAGGAGAUAGAGUCGAGAGAUCGCCACAGGAUGGUCUUAUAGGGUGCAGUGCGCGCUUACGCCCGUGUUUUUCAAGUGCAUUGGAAUAAAGUAAACGAGUGCAUCGCGCAGUGUGCGGUUCGUCUCCCGCCUAUACGCAUCGAUUAAAUGCGAAAGAAGAAAAAAGUAUAAUUCCACGUGAAUCGGCGAGCGCGUGUGCUUUAUACCGGAAAAUAUCGUACGUGAUACAAUAUACACGAGUGUAGAUCGACGAGAGAAGAGUCGAGAGAAAUUUCGCAGUGGUGCCUUGUGCCUGUGCUUCUCGUUGCGUUUUCCUGACAGAUUUAUCAUUUUUCGUGUACGGUGCUGUGUGUUUAUGAGCCGUGUGCGUUUUGUGCCGACGAUAUCUCAGUGUGUAUGAGCUCGGUGCGUUCGCGUACACCGACAUAUUCGCAGGCCGCUGCUCGCUUGCGAUGUAUAAAUAAAUAUCUAAUAAGCAGUGAGCGAGCGAGCGAGCGGGAGUUCGCUGUGCAAGUAGUGCGUCGCUGCGUGUGCUGGAGUCACACAGCCUGCGUAGUCUCGGAGUAGUUAUACACGUAUCAGACACGCAGUCCAGCUUCUUUGCCGGCAAUCAAAAUGAUGUGGACCACUACGAGAACGACCAAGUACGCCGUCGCCAUCUACAACUGGCGGGGCGACACGCGCUACGGACUGCCUCUCGAAAUCGGAGAGACCGUCCAGAUCCUCGAAGAAUGCGCAGGCUGGUACAGAGGCUUCUCGAUAAAAAAUCGCGCCAUCAAGGGAAUAUUUCCGAGCACCUACGUUCACCUCAAAUCCUGCAGAAUCGAGAACGAGGGACUCUUCGAAUCAGUCAUUCCGCUCGAGGAUCCGGUCGUUCGAGAGGUCAGCUUGGUUCUACGGGAAUGGGGCAUUAUAUGGAAGAGGCUAUACGUGGAAAGAAACGAUUACAAAUUCAAUGCGGUAAUGAAAGUAAUGUGCGAGCUGCUGAAUUGGAGGAGGCAGCUGCUGUCCGGCACCCUCACCACCGAAGAAACGCGCACACUCAAAUUACACAUUAUUGGCAAAAUAGAUUGGGGAAAUCGAAAAUUGGGCCUCGACUUGGUGCCUCGCCGUGGCGCGCAAAUGGUUGAUCCUGAGUCCAUGUCGGUCGUUGAUUUGUAUCAAGUGCACGUCGAGAGCGCGGAAAACUCCCAGAGCUCGUCGGCCCGCGGCACGCUGCGCCGCAAGGAGCCGAAAAAGAUCCUCACCCAUCAUCUGUACUUCUGCAUGCGCGACUUCGGCCACGCCAUCAACGAGGAGAACGAGUGCUACUUCUCGCUCUACGACUCGCGCCGCUGCCAGUUCAUCAGCGAGCGAUUCCUCGUGCGCAUCUCCAAGGACGGCUUCUCGAAUUACGUCGAGAAGAUGCACAGCAACUGCACCAUCUUCACCGAUCUGGGCAACGCCGACCUCAGCAAGGACCUCUUCCUGGUCGUGCACGUGAUGCGCUGCGGCCGCAUGCUCUACUCGGACUCGGGCAAGAACAAGAGCGGCGGCAUCGUCUACAGGCGACCUCACGGAGUCGGCAUACUGCCGCUGGCGGAGGCUCUGCUGCCAGAUCGAUCGGACGAUCAGGAGUAUACCUUCAAAGUUUGCCAAGGCGACGAAAAAGAGUUCCACCAACUACACGAGAUGCUUAUCCGCGGCCAGAAGUGCUCGCCGUUGCCCGGCCAACCGAAUUACGGAAUCGUGCUGUCGCUGAAAUUUUUGCACGGCGAGCUCAAUCAGGUGCACGGCGAUCAUCCGUUGCUAUUCAAGAACAUUUGCUUGACGAAGAAGCUCGGCUUUUCCGAUGUCAUCAUGCCUGGCGACGUUCGCAACGACCUGUAUCUCAAGCUCGAGCGCGGCGACUUCGAACGUGGUGGCAAGUCAACGGGUAAAAAUAUCGAGGUAACCCUGACUGUGCUGGAUGCCGAAGGAACGCCAUUGGAAGGAUGUCUGUUUGGAGCCGCAGGGGCCGAGGGUAGCUCCGAGUAUCAAAGUCUAGUGAUUUAUCAUCACAACAGCCCGUCUUGGGCCGAAACUCUCAGGCUGGCCGUACCGAUCGAAAAAUUUUACGGCAGUCACAUUAGAUUCGAAUUUCGACACUGUUCUACACGAGAAAAGAACGACAAGAAGCUAUUCGCUUUCGCUUUCGUGAGACUGAUGGAGGCUGGGGGCGCUACCCUCCAGGACGGCAUGCACGAGCUCUACAUCUACAAAUGUGAGGAUCGAAGCAAGCUGGACACGUUCAGUUACCUCGGACUGCCGAGCAAUGCUCGCGAACCGAAUUAUCCAGGGGUGGGGCCGUUCACGCGUUCAGCGAAGGAGGCGGUCUUCGUUCAAACUCUGCUCUGCAGCACGAAGCUCACUCAGAACGUCGAUCUUCUGAGUCUCCUCCAAUGGAAAGCCCACCCGGAGAAAAUUUCCGAGGCCCUGGGCAGGGCGCUGAGGCUAGACGGCGAGGAAGUCGUCAAGUUCUUGCAAGACAUUCUGGACGCCCUCUUUGCGAUGUUUCAUACCGAGGACGGAAACUCGACGGCGCAUUCGGGUCUCGUAUUCCAAGUGCUUAUCUCGAUAUUUAUCCACUUGGAAGACUCGAAAUUCGAGCACUUCAAGCCGGUCAUGAACGCGUACAUAUCGGACCACUUCGCGGCAGCUCUGGUCUACAAGGGCUUGAUAAGUAGCGUCCAGCAUUGCAUCGAGUGGGCCUCGGCCCCGGAGAAGCAGGAGUUCAUCCUCAAGUGCUUCCGCACCCUCGAGUACAUCUUCAAGUUCAUCAUACAGAGCCGUCUGCUGUACGCCCGUGCCACCGCGGGCCAGUACGAGGACAGCUUCCGCAAGGAUAUCUACUGCGUGUUCGCGGCGCUCAACGGCCUGCUUGGGCUGCCCUACGAGCUGGUGCUGUCGCUCCAGGUGGCCCUCCUCCACUCGAUCUCGGCGGUCUUCGAGCAGCUCGUCGACGUGCUGUCCAUCAUCGAGGUGACGACCCUGGCCUGCUCGCUGAUCGACGCCGUGCCCCGGGAGGCCGCCUCGCAGGUCAUCCAGGCCAAGCUCGAGGCCAUCAAGCGUCUCUCGACCACCGAGCUCUUCAAGGACGACGAGAGCCGCAACAUGCUGCUGACCAUGAUCUGCCGGCAUCUGCGCAUCCACCUGGCCCGCAGGGAGGAGCUGCGCACCUGCACCGACAUACUCGGCGAGAUACUGAGCUUCAUGUACAAGCGCAGCGACAACAAGGUCAACAACUGCCUGCACCACGACGUCGAGACCCUCUGCCUGACCAUAAUCGACGUGCUCGUCCAGUCGAUCCUCAUCAUCAUCAAUACCGGCGGCUCGAUUCUCAACUGCCUCGUCGCCUGCCUCAUGGGACUGCUGCAGCUGCUCGACGAGUACCACUACACGAGGCUCUGGGACGAGCUCACUAUCGGCGGCGAGAGGAAGCCCCUCAAGGACUUUUUGCUGCGGGUGUUCCUGGUGCUGAGGGAGCUCGUUCGCCAGGAGAUUUUCCCGCCCGAUUGGCUCGUUCUUAGGAUGCAGUCGAACAACAUCAUCUUGAAAGCUCUCCAAGAGCUUGCGCAACCUCUGGCGUUCAGAUUUCUGCACGGCAGCUUCGACUCUCAGCUCUGGUCGACUUACUUCAAUCUGGCCGUGGCCUAUCUCACCCAGCCCUCGCUGCAGCUCGAGCAAUUUUCCGAGGUCAAGCGCGAAAAGAUCAUGGAGAAGUACGGGGACAUGCGCGUGCUCAUGGGAUUCCAGAUACUGUCCAUGUGGUCGCAUCUGAAGGAGCGCAAGCUCGAGUUCAUCCCGAGCAUGGUCGGGCCCUUCCUCGAGGUCACCCUCGUGCCCGAGAGCGAGCUGCGCAAGGCCACCCUGCACAUCUUCUUCGACAUGAUGGAGUGCGAGCAGAAGGCCCGGGGCAGCUUCAAGUCCGUCGAGUCCGAGCUCAUCGACAAACUGGACAUACUCAUUAGCGAGAAUAAAGGUGACGACGAGUACAGGCAGCUCUUCAACACGAUAUUGCUGGAUCGUGUCCAAUCGGAAGAUCCAACCUGGAAGGAUAGCGGUACAGCGUUUAUUACGUCAGUCACUCGCCUUCUCGAAAGAUUGCUCGAUUACAGAAGCGUCAUUCAGGGGGAUGAAAACCGAGACAAACGCAUGUCCUGCACGGUCAAUCUGCUGAAUUUCUACAAGAACGAGUUCAACCGCAAGGAGAUGUACCUGCGAUACAUCUACAAACUGCACGACCUGCAUCUGGCCGCGGAGAAUUACACCGAGGCGGGCUUCACGAUGAAGUUGUACGCGGAUCAGCUGAACUGGAGUUCCAACGUCCUUCCGGCCGAGUACGGCCACGACCAGCAACCCGAGUGGAAGCGCAAGGAGAUACUCUACCACCAGAUCAUCAAGUACUUCGAUCGCGGCAAGUGCUGGGAGAAGGGCAUACCCCUGUGCAAGGAGCUCGCCGUCCUCUACGAGUCGAGGCUCUACGACUACGCCAAGCUGCGCGACGUCCUCAAGGAGCAGGCCAAGUUCCUCGACAACAUACUCACGCAGCUGCGCCCCGAGCCCGAGUACUUCCGCGUCGGCUUUUACGGCCUCAGUUUUCCGCUUUUCGUCAGGAAUAAAUUAUUCAUUUAUCGGGGCUUGGAGUACGAGAGGAUCGGAGCAUUUACUCAACGUUUGCAAACCGAAUUCCCGAGUGCUCAAAUAUUGACUAAGAACUCGCCGCCUGACGAGAGCAUCAUUUCUUCCGAGGGCCAAUACAUUCAGAUUUGCAACGUCAAGCCAAUCCCCGAGGAUUCGAGCUUAGCCUCGGCGCAAUUCGAAAUUCCCGAACGAGUCGUUUCGUAUUACCUGGUGAAUGACGUGCGAUGUUUCGUAUUCGAUCGACCGCUGCACCGAGGCCAAGUGGACCGCGACAACGAGUUCAAGUCCCUGUGGAUCGAGCGCACCAUCUUGACGACCGAGUCCAAAUUGCCGGGCAUCCUCAGAUGGUUCGAGGUGGUGGAGAAGCGCUCGGAGCUGCUUGCCCCCGUUCAGUACGCCUGCGAGACUAUGCAGACGGUCGAGCGCGAGCUCAGGCGACUAAUCGCUCAGUACGACGCGGACCCCCACCGAAACAUCAAUCCAUUCAGUAUGCGACUGCAGGGCGUGAUCGACGCCAAUGUUCAAGGCGGCAUUACGAAGUAUCAGGAAGCUUUUCUCACGCUUGAGUUUGCACGACAGAAUCCAGAGAUGAUUCCACACGUCGUUCGUUUGAAAAAUCUCAUUUUCGACCAGAUGAACGUUUUGGAGAGCGGCCUUCAGGUUCACGGUAGAAUAGCCCCGCCAGGAGUGCAGCCACUGCACAAGCGUCUCAUUGAAAGAUUUACUCAGUUGAAACAGAGUCUCGGACCCAUCAGUCGACAACGACUGGUUCAUCAAGACAGUAUUAUAAACUCACCGUUACCACCCGUUCCGGUGCACGACAAGCCUCGACCCUCCACGUUGGAGUCAGUUUUCAGUCGUCUGGGCAGAGCCGAGAGCGACGGAAACCUCGACGACGAUUGCUUCUACACUCGUCUCGAGGGCGAGCCACCACCGCCCAUACCGCAACGCGAGUCGCGACCCAAGUCCAUCGGCUACGCCGCCAAUACCAAUGGCUCGACGGUCACUCCUCCUCGACCGACUCAUCAGAGAUCUCACAGCAAGCCGUUGAGCCCGAAGAUGCAGCUUCGAACGUCGUUGUCGACUCCGACCGCCGACGGUGCCGAGCCGGUCAACAUGAGAAGUUCCUGGAGCGAACCGAGCAACGAGCCAGCACCACCCUUGCCACCUAGAGGUAUGUAUUAUCGAUGGUUUAUCGUGAAUUAUUUACAUCGCUGUACUUUUACCACGACGAUUGCCUAUUCAGCACCGGACAAACGUGAUGGAAUCGUACCACCACCCGCACCACCAAAACGGCCCUACCAAAAAAGAAACCAAGAGUGGAAUGGAAGCGAGGACGAGCAUCGGAGCUCGACCGAAUCCCAUGAUCCUCGGGACAGCGGCAUAUCUACCCUGUCCAGCCUUUCGGAUUUUCAGUCGCAUCUGCUGAAUCUCAAUAAUCUCAAUUACGAAGAUUUCGAACCACGUAACAGAUCCAAUGACGUUUUGAACAUUUCCCCCUCCAAUCUCAUCAACCAUUCCCAGAUGAGUAUGUCAACUGUGAGCUUUUCCAGCGUUACCAUUACCAAUAAUUUUCAAAAUUCUCAUCAACUGCUUGGAUCCGAGACCACCCCACCGCCGAUUCCUCCGAAAGCUCACCAAGACGGCCAGUCAGCUACCUCGACAUUGGAGCGCGUUACCAAUCGGCUGAAUCACAAUGCCUCGAACAAUUCUAAUCACCAUACGGAUAAUUACUCAGUGCCAAAGUUGCAGUCGCUCAGCAUAGGCUCCGACGCCGAUGGAAAUUUAUAAAUUUAAAUUUAUUUCCCAUCUCUAACCUAGUCUGAAAGAAAAUAAUUUUAUUUUUACACAUUAAG
Messenger RNA from Trichogramma pretiosum, 6917 nucleotides. RefSeq names its product dedicator of cytokinesis protein 3 (gene spg). Gene Ontology annotation, cellular component: plasma membrane; cytoplasm. NCBI's taxonomy places the organism in Eukaryota, Metazoa, Arthropoda, Insecta, Hymenoptera, Trichogrammatidae. The record is from RefSeq and is a predicted model, not a curated record. Gene Ontology annotation, molecular function: small GTPase binding; guanyl-nucleotide exchange factor activity. Bases 1015 to 6852 code for a protein of 1945 amino acids. The transcript is spliced from 19 exons. Gene Ontology annotation, biological process: small GTPase-mediated signal transduction.